AGACAUGCUUCUUCGUUCUAGUACUUGCACUGCAAUUUUACGUAAACUUUCUGAGCUUAAUAACUAUGGCUGCUCUACAAUCUUUCUUGUAUUUUGCAACAUUAGUGGCUAUUUUGAUCCCUGUAAGUGCACAGUUGACACCUGACUUCUACGACAAAGUAUGCCCUCAAGCCCUGCCAAUCAUUAGAAAAAUUACUAAGCAGGCAAUCCGGCGUGAGCCACGUAUGGGAGCUUCGCUGCUUCGAAUGCAUUUUCAUGACUGCUUUGUCAAUGGUUGUGAUGGAUCAGUGCUUCUAGAUGACACAGCCAACUUCACUGGAGAGAAGACAGCCCUUCCCAAUUUGAAUUCACUCAGGGGCUUUGAAGUGGUUGACCAAAUUAAAUCAGCUAUUAACCAAGCUUGCUCUGCCAAUGUGGUGUCAUGUGCUGACAUUUUAGCUGUCGCAGCUCGCGACUCUGUGAACCUUCUGGGAGGUCCUGCGUACAAGGUGUUACUAGGCAGAAGAGAUUCAAGAACUGCAAGCCAAAACGAUGCAAACACCAAUCUUCCUCCCCCAUUUUUUAACUUCUCACAACUUCUCUCUAACUUCCAAUCUCAUGGGCUAAACCUGAAGGACCUAGUUGUCCUCUCAGCAGGCCACACCAUUGGACGUGCUCGGUGCACCACUUUCCGCGACAGGAUUUAUAACGACACCAAUAUAAACUACAAAUUUGCUGCUUCCUUGAAAUAUAGCUGCCCAAGAACUGGAGGGGACAAUAACACGAACCCUUUUGAUUCAACCACAGCAAGAUUUGAUGCACAAUAUUUCAGGGAUUUGCUUGCCAAAAAAGGUCUCCUACAUUCUGACCAAGAGCUGUUUAAGGGUGAUGGUAGUGGUAGCGAUCCGCUAGUGAAGUAUUAUGGUUACAUUAAUCCAGACAGAUUUCUGACAGACUUCUCUGCUUCCAUGGUCAAGAUGGGAAAUAUGAAGCCCCUCACUGGAACUAAUGGAGAGAUCAGAAUGAAUUGCAGAAAAGUUAAUAACUAGCUUGAUAUCGAAUGUGCGUUGCCUUGUUUCAUUGAAUGGGCAAGUUGAAAUUGUCUGUCAUUGUGUUAAUUUCAAUCUUUUCGUUCGUUUGUUUGCUUACAUAAUGCCAUUUCAUAUGUAAAAUUGUUUCCGGAUUCAAGAAAUAUUUUUCAAAAUUAAAGAGCUUUA
This is a messenger RNA of Populus nigra (black poplar), 1196 nucleotides long. RefSeq names its product peroxidase RIP1-like. Gene Ontology annotation, molecular function: heme binding; peroxidase activity. The record is from RefSeq and is a predicted model, not a curated record. The coding region runs from base 66 to 1028 and encodes 320 amino acids. Lineage: Eukaryota; Viridiplantae; Streptophyta; Magnoliopsida; Malpighiales; Salicaceae. Gene Ontology annotation, biological process: hydrogen peroxide catabolic process; response to oxidative stress. The transcript has 3 exons.